Messenger RNA from Cavia porcellus (domestic guinea pig), 1177 nucleotides. RefSeq names its product MyoD family inhibitor (gene Mdfi). The record is from RefSeq and is a predicted model, not a curated record. The transcript has 5 exons. Gene Ontology annotation, cellular component: nucleus. Gene Ontology annotation, molecular function: transcription factor binding. Bases 57 to 797 code for a protein of 246 amino acids. NCBI's taxonomy places the organism in Eukaryota, Metazoa, Chordata, Mammalia, Rodentia, Caviidae.
AGCCGGGGGCCGGGGCGCGGGGAUCGAGGAAGGGGCGCGCGGCGGGUCCCGGGCCGAUGUCCCAGGUGAGCAGCCAAAGCCACUCUCGCCACGACGCGCCCCAUGGAGCCCCCGGCGCAGCCCCGGAGCCAGCCCAGACCGAGUGGCUCCUGCCUGAGCUGGAGGUAGGAGCAGUACCUGCUCGCCCAGUGGAGGCAGCGUCGGAGGCGGGCUCCCUGGAGGAGGUGGCACCUCCCAUGCCCCAAGGCAAUGACCCUGGGGCUCCAAAGGCCCUGGACAGUACUGACCUUGAUGUCCCCACGGAAGCUGUGACGCGCCAGCCUCAGGGGAACCCCUUGGGCUGCACCCCACUACUGCCGAAUGGCUCUAGCCACCCCUCAGAGCUGGGCAGUGCCAAGCCGGCGGGGAAUGGUGCUCUUGGGGGUCCCAAGGCCCACCGGAAGCUGCAGACACACCCCUCUCUGGCCAGCCAGGGCAGCAAGAAGAGCAAGGCCAGCGCGAAGUCGGCCUCCUCCCAGAUCCCCCUGCAGGCGCAGGAAGACUGCUGCGUGCACUGCGUGCUGUCCUGCCUGUUCUGUGAGUUCCUGACCCUCUGCAACCUGGUUCUGGACUGCGCCACCUGCGGCUCCUGCGGCUCGGAGGACUCAUGUCUGUGCUGCUGCUGCUGUGGCUCCGGCGAGUGCGCCGACUGCGACCUGCCCUGCGACCUGGACUGCGGCAUCCUGGAUGCCUGCUGCGAGUCGGCCGACUGCCUGGAGAUCUGCAUGGAGUGCUGUGGCCUCUGCUUCUCCUCCUGACCAGCGAGGGACACGUGGGGAUGGACAGACACACGCCCGGGCCUGCCUGGCUUCUCCCAGCCCCCUCCCCGGGACUGGCCGGGUGGGGCUGCAGAACACUGUGACCACAGGGAGGGAAGGGACGGGUCUGCCGGCUUCUCUACCUCUCUCCCCGAGUCUCCUCUCCUGCUGCCCUGGCCAGAGGACAGCAAAAUGUGAAAGAGCCUCUUCCCAGCCUGCCAAACCCAGCCAGUACUUCCCUGACCCGCGCAGUGACCUGGAGGCCAGGCCUGGGGCGGGACAGCAUGGCACAGCACGGCAAAGCCUGGAAGGGCACAGGGCGGGCGCAGAGGGAGGGUCUUCUAUUCGUCACUGUAAAUAAAGAUAUUUGUUCAUCUCCA